Messenger RNA from Heteronotia binoei (common prickly gecko), 663 nucleotides. RefSeq names its product cysteine-rich secretory protein 3-like. The transcript is spliced from 7 exons. The record is from RefSeq and is a predicted model, not a curated record. Lineage: Eukaryota; Metazoa; Chordata; Lepidosauria; Squamata; Gekkonidae. Gene Ontology annotation, cellular component: extracellular region. The coding region runs from base 1 to 663 and encodes 220 amino acids.
AUGUCUCUUCUCUUGACAGUUUUGGCUCUCACCGUUGGACUCCAUCAGGGUGCUGGAAAUGAGAAACACGAUGCAGCUUUUAAUGCGUUGUCCACGGAUUUGCCCGAGAGGCAGAAAGAAAUAGUUGACAAACACAAUGACCUACGGAGAAUAGUGGAGCCAAGCGCUUCCAACAUGCUGAAGAUGGAAUGGAAUGGGACAGCUGCAAGAAACGCCAAAAGCUGGGCAGACAAGUGCAUUUAUAACCACAGUUCUACAGACAGAAGAACAAUCGAAAAUGGUCAAGUAUGUGGUGAAAAUCUCUUCUAUUCAAGUGUUCCUAAAUCAUGGUCAGACGCGAUCCAAGCGUGGUUUGAUGAAAACGCCGACUACAUCUAUGGAAAGGGGCCAAAGACAAAGAAUGCAGUAAUUGGACAUUACACUCAGCUGACGUGGUAUAAAUCCUAUAUGAUCGCCUGUGCGGUGGCUCAGUGUCAGCACGACAAAUACAAAUAUUUCUACGUUUGCCAUUACUGCCCCGCGGGCAAUGUCCUGGGAGAAAACUUUUACAAGCCUUACAAAGAAGGAGAGCCGUGUGGAGAUUGUCCUGAUGCUUGCGAUAACGGGCUGUGCAGUAACCAAUCCUUGCAAACUGAAGAUGUGUUCUCCAAUUGUGUCCGUUAA